Molecule: messenger RNA, 2547 nt
Organism: Melampsora larici-populina 98AG31
Lineage: Eukaryota; Fungi; Basidiomycota; Pucciniomycetes; Pucciniales; Melampsoraceae
Exons: 7
Coding region: 44-2119 (691 amino acids)
Molecular function (GO): protein binding
Source: RefSeq, a predicted model, not a curated record
UACCCAUUUGCGAUAUCUCAUCUCAUCUCAUCUCAUCUCAAGAAUGACUCAUCAAAUCAGACUCAAACAUUCUAGAAAGAAAUCAAGUUCAUCAGUUCCAGAAAUCGAACUAACCUACCAACACUCUCAACCACAUCCUUCAAAAAGAAUGAGAUUAGAUCAUUCAAACUCUUCUUCUUCUUCUUCUCGUAGACGACAUCAACCAGAUUCAUCUCACCAUCAUCAAUCAAAUCAAGAACCAGAGCCAAUGGAAAUCGAAGAAGAUCUCAAUCCAUCUCAUUCAAACCUAAACAAAAGACAAAGAGGAACCAGUCCUGAUUCCGAUCAACGUUCAAAACGUUCGAGAUCUUCGAAUUACGAACACCCAUCCGAUCCUGAAUCCUCUUCUCUUAAUCGAACCAAACCUUAUUCUCAUCUUUCAUCUGCUAGAAAUUCAAUCAAAAGUCAAUCUAAAUCAAUUUCAAGUAGAUCUGCUUCAAUGGAAUUAAAUUUACCAAACUUCGUACCUGGUGUUCCAACUUCAGCUCUAUAUGCUGAAAAAGUAGGCAGAGCCGAUCGAUUCAGAGUCGCUGGAAACAAUCUAUAUCAAGAAAAAAAUUAUACCGGUGCCGUUCAGCUAUAUACCAAAGCCAUUCAAGCUUACCCAGUCGAAUAUCAACCUCAUCAACAAGCUCAUCCAGGUAUCACCACCUCACUCGCUAAUCGAGCCUCAGCCUAUAUGGCUCUCAAAGAAUUCACUCCAGCAGCGGCAGAUCUACUUCAAUCUUUAAAAUCCACUCAUUUACCUGUUUGGUUGUCUGACUCAUUAAGAUCAACAUUAGGUAAACGAGUCUUGAGAUUGGUGAAAUGUCAGUUAGCUUUAUUGAAACCUAUUGAAGCGAACGAAGCUAUUGAACAUCUUAGUAAACCGACUUCUUCUGUCUUUAUUGAUUAUCUUCAUCCACUCUAUCCUGAGAUGUCAUCUUUGAUCAGUCGAAUUAAUAUGUUGAAAGAGGCAGUCGGAUGUGUAGAAAGAUCAAAGUUAUUGGCUAAUUGGACUAUGUUGGCUGAUGCGAUUGCUUCAAUUGAAAAAAUGUGGAUGGGUUGGGGUUAUGUUCAUAGUAAUUCAAAUUCUCCUCAAAAACUUCCAGAAGUUUUGAUCUGUUGGAAGGCUGAGGUUAAAGCUCGCAUGGGUGAUGGAAGUGGGGCUUAUGAGAUUUUCCUCCAAUGCACUCAAGCUGGAGAGUUACCUGAAUAUGAUCGAGAGCGAGUCCAAGGUUUAAUUCAUUUUGCUCAAGCAAAAUUUGAGCAAGCCGUCUUGUCCUUUGAUCGCUCUCUCGCCUCUCAUGAAGACUCUAGUUUGGGUCAAAUUCGGAGUCGGGCUCAAGUGUUGAAGAAUGCUUGGACACGAAUCAAAAAUAUGGAUCGGGCUGAUCAUAAUCAAGUUAUUAAAUCUGCCGAGCAAUUACUCGAGCACUCUUUUGAUAAAAUGGAACGUCUCUUUCGUGUUGAACUUCGAUUAAUAGUUUGUGAGGCCCUCGUAUUUCAACAACAAGCAAAUCGAAAGCAACCUAUCCAGAACCAUAAACUUCAGGCUAUGCUUAGUCAUAUCUUUGCAGAUCUCGAUUAUAACUUUGAACGACGGCAACAGCUUGAAACUGAAUAUCGAACUUAUGUAAUCAGAGCACUUCUUUCUCAAGCUAGAUUUAACAACGCUUCAUCAAACACGAAACUAGCUCAGCAAGAUUAUCAAAAGAUAUCAAAACUGUUAAAAGAAGAUCAAUGGGCUACAGGGUUGAAGAUUGAUGUAGCGGCUGUGAUCAGAGAGGUCGAACGAGAAUGUAAUAACUCGUCUCGAAACUCUAGUACUGGGCGAAACUCUUCGAGACGAUCUAGUCCACCUCGUCAAGCACCUCCACCUCGUCCUAAAGUUUCAGCAAGGGACCCUAAAGGAUAUUAUGCUAUCCUUGAGGUUUCUCAUACAGUUACGCCGUCUGAACUCAAACGAUCUUAUCGAGCGUUGUGUCGAAGACUACAUCCCGACAAAGGUGGUGCGACCAACGUGUUUCAACAGCUUCAAGAAGCAUUCGAAACCUUAUCAGAUCCAUCUAAAAGACGUUCAUACGAUCGUCACUAUUGAUCAUCUUUUUCCAAGUUUGUAUUACUACUAGAUGUAUAUAUAAUUGUUUAUGGUAUACCCACAAUUGCUCGAUCGAAAGAUCUAGUCAAGAAAACCUAUUGAAGAUCACAAGAGUUGCUUAAUUUUUUUUGCUCUUGAUUCAAAUUGUAUAGUAAAGAAGCUUCAACUAAUAAUAAUCAAACUGUGUUUCUUAGGAUUGUUUUAUAUACUUCUUUCCAAAAUAGAUUUUUGCUUUGUUUGUAAUUAGAUUAUCUCUCGACGUACUCUUAUUUAUUUGUUUCUGUCUGAUCUGUUCUUUUAUUGAUUUCAUACUCUUAUACAUAAACUAAUCGAAUCAUUCUGUAGGAAACUUGAAUAAUAAUUUUCUUUAAAGAUUGUAAUAAUGUCAUUCACCAGAAGUGGAAAUUUAUUGCGAUUAUAGUUUUUUU